AUGAAUGAGAAGACAGAUAUUCUCCUUCUCGGUGCGACAGGCUAUACAGGAGGUCUCAUCACACGUUAUCUCUCAGUGCACCCGCAACGAGCACAUUUCUCGUUGGCACUUGGAGCAAGGUCUGCGGACAAGCUUAAAAAGUUCGCUCAGGAGCUCGGUUUAUCGGGCUCAGUUAAAUUUGUGCAGGUCGACGUCACCAAGGAAGACGAGGUUGAAGCGGCGGUGAAGAGCACUAGAGUUGUCAUCAACACUGUUGGUCCAUACUGGCUCUGGGGAACACCAGUUGUCAGAUCAUGUGUUCGCAAUGGCGUGCAUUAUGUCGAUCUAACUGGGGAGACGACGUUCAUCAGACGAAUAAUUACCGAGUUCGAUUAUUUUGCCACCAAAACAGGGUCAAUCAUUGUACCUGCAUGUGGAUUUGAUUCUAUACCUUCAGAUAUCACUGCGUAUUUGGCCAACAAAACUUUGAAAUCGCUUGGCCCUACUCCUACCGGGGAGUAUCUGGCCGCAGGCGAAUCCACGAGUGCGGUCAUGACUGUGGGCGGUGUAUCUGGAGGGACAGUGGCGUCAAUGAUGGUAGCGCUCGAAGCUGUUCCGAAGAACGAAACCAAAGAGUCUAUGCUUCCGUACUCGAUAAGCCCGUUCAUUGGCCUGAAAACCCAGCCUUUCCGUUUCUUGUACAAUCUUGUCAUUCCUGGAUCUAAAACAUUAACCGGAGGGCAUUGGGUUAUGGCUGCAUCCAACAAGGCUAUCGUUGAGCGCUCAUUUGGACUAUUGGAAAUACAAAAUCUGACUGCCAAGAACAAAGAUUCACAAAUUGCUCGAUAUGGUCCCCAAUUUAGCUAUCACGAAUUUAUGGUCACCUCUGGCGCGGUGUCUGCCAUUGUAUUGACUGCGACUCUGCUUAUUGGGUUUGGUUUAUUGUUGGUUAAGCCGAUUCGCCAUGUUGCUAAAGCAUUCUUGCCAAAAUCUGGAGAUGGCCCGACAGACGAGGAUAUGCAAAAGGGUUUCUUGAAAAUGACCAAUAUCACCACUUCAACGUCCUCUCCUUCCCUCAAGGUCGAGACUGUGAUUAAAGGAAAGGGCGACCCCGGUUACUUACUGACAGCCAUCAUGAUAUCCGAAUCUGCUCUUUGCUUCCUGUUACCACCAGUAUCAGAAUCGUCCAAAAUCCAACCUGGAAAAAUUGGCAACAUUCAUUCUCUACCUCCCUUAGCGCAAAAGGGCGGCGUUUUGACUCCCGUCACAGCGUUUGGUGAUGUGCUAAUUCAGCGUCUAGAAGAAUCUGGGAGAUUCGAGUUCUCAAGUUCCGUUGUAAACGAUGCAAUCCACAAAAAAGAUGCUUGA
Molecule: messenger RNA, 1347 nt
Organism: Psilocybe cubensis
Lineage: Eukaryota; Fungi; Basidiomycota; Agaricomycetes; Agaricales; Agrocybaceae
Product: Putative trans-acting enoyl reductase
Exons: 7
Coding region: 1-1347 (448 amino acids)
Biological process (GO): glycolipid biosynthetic process
Cellular component (GO): plasma membrane; mitochondrion; lipid droplet
Source: RefSeq, a predicted model, not a curated record